This is a messenger RNA of Pecten maximus, 936 nucleotides long. RefSeq names its product organic cation transporter protein-like. The record is from RefSeq and is a predicted model, not a curated record. Gene Ontology annotation, molecular function: transmembrane transporter activity. The transcript has 6 exons. Gene Ontology annotation, biological process: transmembrane transport. Lineage: Eukaryota; Metazoa; Mollusca; Bivalvia; Pectinida; Pectinidae. The coding region runs from base 1 to 936 and encodes 311 amino acids. Gene Ontology annotation, cellular component: membrane.
AUGGCGUGGUUGUCGAUUUAUAUGAAAGUGUCUGAAAGAUAUAUUUUCUAUGUUAUUAGGCUGAUUCCUGAAUCGCCUCGCUGGCUAAUCGGUAAGCACCGAUAUCACGCCGCCUACAGAGUACUUCAGAAAAUAGCCAAGUCAAACAAAGCGACAAUAGACAAUGGAGUAUUGGAGAGGAUAGAGACGAAUGCAGUGUCUGAAUCUACCGGAAGUCUCUGGCAGCUGUUCUCCUCAAGGAGCAUGAUUCUGCGCACACUCGUCAUUAUGUUCAACUGGUGUAUAGUGAGCAUGAGUUACUACGGACUAUCUCUUAAUGCUGGUAACCUAGGAGGAAACUUGUACCUGAACAUGAUGUUAUCUGGACUAGUAGAAAUUCCAGCUUAUACCAUGGCCUUACUAUUGGUGGAUCGAGUAGGAAGGAAAAGAAUUUAUUCUCUAAGUAUGAUAUUUGGAGGAUGUGCUUGUGCAUCCACAAUCAUUCCCAUUGUGUAUAACGAGAUUGAGAACCAGGCUAUUGUCACAACACUUGCCAUGGUGGGAAAGUUUGGGACGACAGCUGCAUAUGGCACACUAUUCCUUUAUUCUGCCGAGUUGUUUCCUACUGCGGUACGAAACUCUGCUUUGGCUUCCAGUUUGUGUUCUGCAAGGAUAGGAGGAAUUGUGGCACCAUAUAUUGCAGAUUCAACAGCUUUAAUUGGUGGCAUGGUUGGCAAAAUGUUUCCUUUUGGAUUGUUUGGAUUUUUGUCUGUCAUCGCUGGUUUGUCGUCCAUGUACUUGCCAGAAACGUUGAACAAAUCUUUACCAGAAACAAUGGAGGACAGUAAACUCCUCGGAAAGUCAUCUGAUAUAUCACUGGAGGACAACAAGGAGAACAAGUAUCCUUCGUACGGAGGCGAUGGCUAUCAUUCCGGGAAAGAAAAUAGCCAACUUUAA